AUGCAAAAAUGUGUAAUUAGCUUAUUUCAUGUGACGAAUUUUUUUGUUCAGGGUCACACAACUGAAAAAGCGAACCGACUGUUGCAAAUACACGGCUUGAACGUGUUGACACCACCGAAAAAGAAAUCGGAACUUGUCGCAGUGUUGAAAUGUUUGUUUGGUGGAUUCAAUUUUCUGCUUUGGCUUGGCUCGGCUGCUUCCCUCAUAAGCUACAUAAUGGAGCGCAGCACCGACAAAAAUGCAUCGUUAGACAACGUCCGUUCUCUGUUCACUUCUGAUAAACUCUAUAUGGGCAUAGUCCUCGUGGUUGUUGUGGUAAUUACCGGCAUGUUUGCAUACUACCAGGAACAUAAAAGCUCGAAGAUUAUGGAAAGCUUCGCGAAAUUGGCGCCACCUUCCACUAUGGUGCUGAGAGACGGGAAGCUGACCAAAAUGGAUGCAUCUUUGAUAGUACCUGGCGAUAUCGUGCGCAUCAAAGCAGGAGACCGUAUUCCGGCCGACGUCCGCAUAAUCAGUAGCUCCAGUUUCAAGGUCGACUGCUCAUCGUUAACAGGUGAAAGUGAACCGCAGACGCGUCAUCCUGAAUGUACACACGUUAAUCCGCUCGAGACUAGUAAUUUGGUGCUUUUCGGAACCGAUGCCGUUGAAGGAAGAUGCGAAGGUAUUGUGGUCCUGACUGGUGACAAAACGAUAAUGGGUCGAAUUGCAUAUUUAACAUCACGCGUAGAUUCUGGGAAAACUCCAAUUGCUCGAGAAAUCGAUCAUUUCAUCACCAUCAUCGGUAUUAUUGCUGGUAUCAUCGGCAUCACCUUCUUCAUCGUUGGAUUGGUUUAUGGCUAUUCAUUUUUGCAAGCGCUUGUCUUCCUCAUUGGAAUCAUUGUGGCCAAUGUUCCUGAAGGCAUUGUUGCUACAAUGACGGUCUGCUUGACAUUAACAGCUGUCAAAAUGAGGAAGAAGAAUUGCUUGGUGAAGAAGCUCGAAGGCGUGGAGACACUCGGAUCAACCUCAACUAUAUGCUCCGACAAAACCGGGACACUGACACAGAAUCGAAUGACGGUCACCCAUGUUUGGUUGGUCUUUGUUAAUGUCCCUUUUUGA
Messenger RNA from Gongylonema pulchrum, 1098 nucleotides. The record is from the annotation of a GenBank genome assembly. Lineage: Eukaryota; Metazoa; Nematoda; Chromadorea; Rhabditida; Gongylonematidae.